Molecule: messenger RNA, 502 nt
Organism: Arabidopsis thaliana (thale cress)
Lineage: Eukaryota; Viridiplantae; Streptophyta; Magnoliopsida; Brassicales; Brassicaceae
Exons: 2
Coding region: 35-199 (54 amino acids)
Source: RefSeq, marked reviewed
CGAAUGUCCUCUGUUUCAUGGGGAACAAAUUUUCAUGCCCACCUACUUUUGCUUGGCUUGUCGAAAGAUUCGAGAACCGGUGUUGUUUGAUAGGAAUCUACUCGACGGAAGUCGUGUUUUCUCUCUACUCAUGUUAUUAACGCAAGCCAGAAAAGAAGAUAAGCCAGUUACUGCAGCAAAACAAGUGAGCCGUAUAUAAUAUAGUUCAAUGACAAGUCUGAGUUAGUUAGUAGUAACAGACGUCUGCUGUGCUGGUCCUUCCCAAGUACAUGGUCUUAUACUCUUAUAGGGUAGUUGUUUUUGGUUAAGGUUUGGAUCAUAAUUGCGGAGAAUGCAAAAGCAAUGUGAGAGCCUUUUCAUGAGAGAAUUUGCAUUGUUUCUUAGUAUUUUGACUCAUAAAAUGCUGAAGCUAAUUUGAAAUAUUCAGUGAUAUGUUUUUGUGGUUCCUGAGCCUUAUAUCUUAGCUUCAGCUACAUCUACAUAAUUAUCAGGUUUGAUCACC